AUGACCACUCAAGACCCACCGCGUUUUGAUACCCACCAGACCGAUUCUGCCCACUUGGUACUUCGAGAAAAGAUACCUUUCUGCCAUCCGGGAUACCGGGAACCAAGGAACACAUUACUGGUUCUUCCGCGCGUCGAUCCUGCCACCACAUCCCUUUUUGGCAUACAUCAUCGAACAGCCCUCGUUGCAUGCCAGAUAAUCGCCAACAAUGCCUUUGAAACUGGCCAUUUCACCCUCGAUAAAGACGGCCAGCAGCGUGUGGAUGUGGCCCCUGAUGGCCAAUACCCUGUUGUACCAAGCUUUCGGGACUGGGAGUUCCUUCGUGCUCGCAUCCCAGGCCCCUGGUCUCAGAUUCCCAUUGAAUUUCCUCCUGCCAUGGGCCGCUGUGCUGUUACCAAUUUUUCAAUCUGUCUUGAGGAUGCCCACCUCAUUCCAAAGGAAGAGGCCAUCUGGUACACAAGGAAUGGAAUGAAUCUAUAUGGAGAGGAUUUAGGUGAUAUUGAUGGGUCAUCCAAUCUUGUUCCACUGAGAUCUGAUAUCCACAAGUGCUUUGACAAUCGAUGGCUUGCCAUCGUUCCAAAAGUUACUGGGACUGAAGUCGCUACUACAACAACCUCCUCUCCUCAAUAUGUUACACAUAUAUUUUCAAGUCGUGCAUCUGAAUAUUGGCCCACAUAUCAUAAUACCCGUGUCCAGUGUCUCAAAACUCAUUCCCCUCCAUAUAUCUUCGCUCGGUUCGCUUGGACCGUACUCCUCCAUGUUAAACCCUUUAUCACCAGUGGUGACUCGCGUCACAUCAUUCGACUACAUGUAUCAUCUGAUGCAGAAGGUACCAGGAUGGAACAAAAGGCAGAGUUUCCCAGUGGUGCAGAGCUUAAAAAUAGUUAUGGCGGUGAGAGAUCAAAGAAUGCAACCCCGAGAAAGAGAUCAGCAGUGGGAAGUACGGCGGAUGAUGGCAAUUUCAUAGAGGCUGGUGAUAGCAGUGAUAGCAGUGUGGAUGGGACUUCUGGGAUGAUAUGA
Messenger RNA from Histoplasma mississippiense, 1020 nucleotides. RefSeq lists its product with no specific name. The transcript is spliced from 2 exons. The coding region runs from base 1 to 1020 and encodes 339 amino acids. The record is from RefSeq and is a predicted model, not a curated record. Lineage: Eukaryota; Fungi; Ascomycota; Eurotiomycetes; Onygenales; Ajellomycetaceae.